Molecule: messenger RNA, 654 nt
Organism: Hevea brasiliensis (rubber tree)
Lineage: Eukaryota; Viridiplantae; Streptophyta; Magnoliopsida; Malpighiales; Euphorbiaceae
Product: secreted RxLR effector protein 161-like
Exons: 1
Coding region: 1-654 (217 amino acids)
Source: RefSeq, a predicted model, not a curated record
AUGGAAAACCAUAAUCCUGUGAGCAAUCCGAUUGUUCCUGGGCAACAAAUUAGCAGGGAUGAAGGAGGAGAAAAAACGGAUGCAACCCAGUUUAAACAGAUGUUGGGUAGUCUGAUGUAUCUCACAGCCACUCGACCUGAUCUUAUGUUUGUUGUAAGUCUCAUAAGUCGUUUUAUGGCCAAUCCCACAAAGCUCCAUCUUGCAGUCAUAAAACGAGUGCUAAGAUAUCUAAAGGGCACAAUAGAUUAUGGAGUAUUUUACAGGAGGGGUAGAGAAAAUUGCUUCGUGGGAUUUACAGACAGCAAUUAUGCCGGUGACAUGGUUGAUAGCAAAAGUACCUCUGGAUAUGUGUUUUUAUUGAGUGGAGGUGCUGUGGCAUGGUCUUCACGCAAGCAACCUAUUGUUACCUUGUCAACCACAGAGGCUGAGUUUGUAGCAGCUGCUGCUUGUGCUUGUCAGGCGAUAUGGAUGAGAAGAGUACUAGAAGACAUUGGCCAGUCACAAGAAGAGGCUAUAAUCUUAAUGUGUGAUAAUGUUUCAACAAUUAAAUUAUCGAAACAUCCUGUCCUACAUGGGCGCUCCAAGCAUAUAAGAGUAAGAUUCCACUUUCUUAGAGAUUUAGUCAAAGAAGGCAUUGUUGAUUUACAAUUCUAA